This is a messenger RNA of Xenopus laevis (African clawed frog), 3008 nucleotides long. It is a transcript of the gene setdb2.S, whose product is annotated as SET domain bifurcated 2 S homeolog. Gene Ontology annotation, biological process: negative regulation of gene expression; heterochromatin organization; chromatin remodeling. Gene Ontology annotation, cellular component: nucleus; chromosome. Gene Ontology annotation, molecular function: zinc ion binding; histone H3K9 methyltransferase activity; histone H3K9me2 methyltransferase activity. The record is from RefSeq and is marked provisional. NCBI's taxonomy places the organism in Eukaryota, Metazoa, Chordata, Amphibia, Anura, Pipidae.
GAAGCACAAACACUGUAGCAAACUGUACGGAUUCCAACAUAGGUUGGGCUUGUGUAGUGUCAUAUAUUUGCUGCAACAUAUACGUCCAUUCAACUUUAACUUCCCGCCGUAUGCAAAUUAGACAACGUUAGCGCAACUUCGCUUGGCGCAGUAAUGCUAACACAACUUCGCCAGCGUUCAGCGCCCUGGACGCAGGUUCGGAUUUUAGUGAAUUAACAUUGUCCUGGCGAAUCUAUGCCUGGCAAAGUGUUGUGAUGUGAGUGAAGCCAUUGCUGGUGAAUUUUCGGAGGAGAGUGAAAUAAAUGGAGCAGAGUGCCAAUGCUCGGCAGUCAACCCUACGUUCCCGAACACAAGAAUUAAAUACACUAUCUGUUUUGUCCAAAGAUGUAUCGCUCGAAGAUGCAAAGAAAUAUUGGAAAGAUCGUCAAGCGGAUGGGAAAGUAGACUGGAUAUUUGAGAAAGUAUUGAACAAGCUCAAGAUUCUUUGGCAGAAAAUUAAAGAUGGGUCAGCAACAAACUUAGAAUAUGUAAGAGCUGUGAUUUUGGUUAAUGAAGCAGGAAAUUUAGAAGAGGACUUGGAAGAGGACUUAAAAGAGGACACUGAUACCAUACACAUCGAUAUUCACAAGGAAAAUGAAGUGCAGGAAAACACAGAUUGUUCUCCAGAAAGAAAGGAGGACACAUGUCUUAACCUAAAUACUGAUUGUGGGACAGAUGUUUCAGGUUCUGAGCCUGAGUGCAACAGCACAGUUUCGCCUCCUGCUGCAGAGAGGGUCUAUUUUGGAAACCAUUCAUGUGGUCCAUCUUGUCUCUCUGGCAUUAAUUCAUUUCUAUUUACAAAAGGAAACCCUCUACAACUCCCAAUCUCCUGCGACUUUCAGAGGUGCCAUCUAAAGAUAAAUAGCCCUGAUGACCUGUCACAUAUCCUAUAUAAAGCUCCAUGUGGCAGAAGCCUGAGAGACUAUGAUGAAGUGCAUUCUUACCUCACUGAAACUGGGUGCCACUUUUUAGCUGUGGACAACUUUUCUUUCAAUAAUCAUGUUCGGUUGGACAGCAAUUCAUCUUUCAACCAAGGAAUUGUUCAGGACUGUGAUAUAAGCAACGAUGUGGAGUCAGUGCCAGUUGCAUUCUCCAAUGAAAUCGAUAACACAAGACCAUCUAAUUUCAUCUACAGAAAGACCUCUUGGCCACCAGGAUACUCCUUAAAUAAUUUCACAGACAUCUUUGUAAAAUGCUGCAAUUGCACUGAUGGCUGCUUAGACAUCUUAACUUGUUCAUGCCUGCAACUCACAGCACAAGCAUUCACGAAAUGUAUGGAAUCGUCCCUCGGUAUCGGUCCCCUAGGCUAUAAACACAAAAGACUUCAAGAACCUAUCCCUACUGGAUUAUAUGAAUGUAACGUGUCCUGCAAGUGUGAUCGGAUGCUGUGCCAGAAUCGAGUUGUGCAGCACGGCCUUAAACUGAGACUGCAGGUCUUCAAAACAAAUACUAAGGGCUGGGGUGUCCGCUGUCUGGAUGAUGUAGACAAAGGGACAUUUGUUUGCAUCUAUGCAGGAAGAAUACUAAUCAGGACAGCAGAUUGUACUGUGAAAAGCACACCAGAUGAUUCUGUGGCAUGUGGUAAUGAAGAUCAUGAAGAUAGCACAAGCACUUGUGCUCUAAUAUUAAGCAAACGGAAGAGAAAGACGUCCCAUUCAGACUCUGAAGUCACAAUUAUGCAUACAAACCCCUACAGCAUGCGCAGCCAUGGAUUAUCUGUCCAUAGACUAUCAAACACAUUCAGUCCAACACAGGCUAGAUCUGGUGGAAGAGAAUUCUCUUUGCAGCCACUUAGAAGACCCAAAACAAAGACCUCCAUGCUCCAAAAGCGUAGAAGGCAGCUCAUUGAAGAGGGAGCGUGCACAGUUCAGAACAGUUCGGAAGAGGAGGGUCCAACACCUCCACAAUCGCCUGAGCAGAAAUCCAGUGCAGGAACCAAAAUACAAAGAAAUGAAAAUUCUGAUGAGACUGCUUCAGGGUAUGUGUCAGAGGAGAGCAGUAGUUCAGUUAUUUCUGGGGGACAUCCUUUAGAAAAACCCAUAUCCAAGUUUAAGUCAAAGCUAAACAAAACGACCGUGUAUCUAUCUACCUCUCCGGUACAGACAGAAGAAAACUUGCAUUUCUUAGAUGCAUCGAAAGAAGGGAAUGUUGGACGGUUUCUAAAUCACAGCUGCUGUCCCAAUCUAUUUGUGCAGCAAGUAUUUGUGGAUACACACCAGAAAUGUUUUCCGUGGGUUGCAUUUUUUACUAACAGUGUCGUAAAAGCUGGAACAGAACUAACCUGGGACUAUAGCUAUGAUAUUGGGACUGCUGCUGAUCAGGAAAUCCAAUGCCUGUGUGGUCAAAAACAUGCAAAAAAAGUUGUAUGAAAUAUUUCCAGCAUUUCACUCUAGUACUGAUGGAAGCUCAACUCAACUCUGCUGAAAACAAAUCCCUUCUACAAAGGCUUUAUAAAUGGUGGAGUCUUACAUGUAAUGUAUUAGGCGUUAUUAUAGGACAUUAAGGGGCGUUUUUUGCGAAUGUGUUAUGUAAUGUCUCAUGUAGGAGAGGCCUUCACUAGUAGUAGUCCUGAAAACAUGGAACACAUUCCCAGUUUGAAGGGGUGAUCCCUGCACGUGACGUAACUGUGGCGAUUUUGACUGCUCUCUAACUUUUUCAUGUUGUAGACAGGCUAGGUUAUAAUAAAUUAUGAUUUAAAAAAAAUCACAGUUUAGGUACACACCCAGCACUUGGCCUAGGUUGAACAGACAAAACCCAAAAAAGAUUAUUUGUCACUCGAUGACCUGCAGAAUAAUGUAGGCCUUGUGGUGCUGCAUCAGAGUUUUAGCGGUGAUCUGCAGAGAGAUAUUAAAGACCAAUCAUAUGUAUCAAAAUUGUACUAUCAUAGACAAAUGUUUUCUUUUUACAUGUAUAACCGUAGUCCCAACAAAGUAGGGAUAGCAGUAUGUUUAUCCUUCAACAAGUUAAUG